Spodoptera frugiperda (fall armyworm) is the source of this 2349-nucleotide messenger RNA. RefSeq lists its product as uncharacterized. The record is from RefSeq and is a predicted model, not a curated record. The transcript has 5 exons. NCBI's taxonomy places the organism in Eukaryota, Metazoa, Arthropoda, Insecta, Lepidoptera, Noctuidae. Bases 564 to 1466 code for a protein of 300 amino acids.
GUGUGCAGGGUGGAGGGGGGCGGGGCGGGGUAGCGAGGGGCGGGGCAACUUAGGAACCGUUUAUAUAGGACGCGCUCACGCAGAUGUAACCAGUUUGAUUCUAGACGUAAACAAACAAACACCUGAAAAAGUAUCACAAGUAGCAGCGCCGGCGACGAGCCAACAUGGAUACGUUAAAUAUAAAACCGUUAAGUAAGGAUUUAGAGUGGUCUCUCAAUGCAUCGUUCGGUGCCAGCAUGGAGGCCACUGGUGCGGGCGGGGUGGACGCCUCUGCCGCACCUAUCGCAUGCACGUCGAGCGAGGAGCGCGCGCUGCGCCGCGUUGUGGGUCGCUGGGGCGCCGAGUGGUUGAGCUGACUCGGCUCCGAGACCCGCGCUGCCGGCAGCUGGCCUGCCGACCACCCCCUGCCGCCUCCUCGGUGGGGGGCCCCCCGCCCCGCCCUGCGACUUACCCUCCGAGAGUACGAGGACCUGGUCGCUAAGGCGGAGGCGCUGUUGAGCCGUCUCGUCGUCUCGGAAAAUUAUGACUCCGUCAAUAAUUUCAUUUCCCUGUACGAUGCCUACAUGGCAGCCCCAGACGCGACUCUUCAGGAGUACUUCAAGAAGUACAACCCGCCAAUCCGUCCCCACAAGCACACGUGUGUUGGUCUGGCCAUGGAAGUCGAGAAGACGUUGAAGACCUUAGAGAAAGACUUCCCUGGUAUCUCGAAGUCCAUGAUGAUUGUGUCAUGUGACGAGAACAUUCAAGAUCUGACGGACUAUGCAACAUUCUGUCCUGGACCUCAGGGCUUCUUGAUCGAGACUGAGAAGGACCACGUGAUGCUUGCGAUCCACGUGAAGGUGGACGGAAGGCCUGGCAUGUUCCUGUCAGACCUGGGCUACCACAUCGCCCGCGUCGUCACUGUGAUGGUGGACCGCUGCUACCCUCACACUGGUUGGUUCACCCAAUCGGACGAGCCCCACUGCCGUAAGGAGUACAACUACCAGUUCAACACACAGAACAGCAAUUACAUCGAGUGGCACGAGCGUGAGACCAGGGGCUCGGCGGUGAAGGAGCGCCUCUCGCUCGUGUACGUCGCUAAGGCGUACCUCACCGCAGUCAGUGUCACGGAGAAGAGAAACAUCGUUUGGGACUUGAGGAGUCUUCUAGCCAGGGACCCCAAGGGUCGUCUGACCGCCGGUAUCUACUUCCCAAUCAAGAAGAAAGACCAACAGUUCACGAUGUUCUUCGAUGCCAACAGCGGGAAACAGAGAAAGAAACUCAAGUUCGACACAUUUUUGGAAUUGCAAAAGAUUCCAGAUGAGGUCGUAGAUGAAGUGGAACAGUGCAACGACCAGCUCCACCUCCGUGAUGGUGAGCUGCUCUCCAUCCUUAACAAGCUGGCCACCAUCAUGUCUGACGAGGAGUAUAUGGUGGAACUCAUGGACAUCAACGACAAAAUCGUUCAACUAUCUGCUGGGAACUAAAUUGAGAACUAUGGAAUAUCAUCAUCAUCGUCUUAAGACCCUGGGUCAGAUGUAUUAAUGUCUGACAGUGAGACUUCAUAAGGAUAUUAAUCCUAUAAGCGUCUAGUCAAAUAACCAUUACCGUGCCCCCUUUUUUAUUUUGCACGUGUCUAAAAAAGCUGGGAUCUAAAUUGAGGACUAUGGAAUAUUAUCACCAUCGUCUUAAGACCCUGGGUCAGAUGUAUAAAUUUCUGACAGUGAGACUUCAUAAGGAUAUUAAUCCUUUAAGCGUCUAGUUAACACGUUAACUGCCACGUAGGUCUGGUGACCUACGUUAGUGGAGAAUUUGUUUUUAAUAGUUUUCUGAUGGCAGAUAACAAUUGCCAUGCCCCCUAGCAUGUGGCUACAAAACACAAAAUAUGUCUUCACAAAAUAAGGAGGAGCAAUCGUGUGAAUAGGAGACAGAAUCAUGGAUGGUCUCUGUCGCAGUAAUAUGACAUGAACAGCAGGGGUACGGAAAUAUGUGAGUGACAGGCGGUUAAUGGAUUAUUAUACCACAAAGAAGACGUGUAGAGUCAGGCCUUCAAUUAAAACAAAACCCAUCUUAUUAACCAUCAAAUUCUGACAUUAAGAACUUUAGUUAGAUCAGAGGUAUUCAACCUUUUUCAAACCAAUCUACUUUAAAUGUUAUCUUUUUUUAUUUUUUUGUAUUUUGUAAGGUUGAACACCUCUGUAUUAUGUAUUGAUGGAGUUUUAAUAUUUCGAGUUUCUUGCAAUUUAUAAUCAGAAGGAUAGUUUAGUAUCGAUUAUCGAUUUUUAUAACAUCGUAGUGAUUACUAAUCGAGUGCAUGUAUCGAUUAGAAUUAACUUGGCCUAGGAAUAGAUACGAGUGUUUAGUACUCGU